UGGGUGCCUGCUCAGGGCUACAUAGGCUGUGGCUAUGGCGGGAGCUUCCGCUGGCUCGGCGAUGGCGCGAAGCACCGCGUUAUCGUAUGGCCAAGGACUACGCCAACUUCGAACGACUGGUCACGAUUUCCCCCCCUCCCUCUCCCCCUCCCUCUCCCCCUCCUCCUCCUCCUCCUCCUCCUGGUCCUCCGCCUCGUUCCCGCCUUCAGGUGGUGAGAAGAUGGGGUGUGGCGUUGGGACCUCCAGGUGCAUCAAGGCCGCCACGUGGCAGAACGGCCGACUAGUAUCGCAGUUCAUGCCCUCGUCGUCGUGGCCAUAUUCAAAUCUACGGGAAGGUCCGGCUAUGGCGGCCGCUGCCUGUUGCGCCGAGAUCGACUUGCUCUUCAAGAGCGGUGCUACGCCAUCGCCGACGAACUCUGCUCAGGCACGGGGUUUGUCGUUUUGCGCGCCACGUGUCACGUCAGAAUCGAACCCACGUGAUCGUUUCGCGUUGCAUCAUCCUACUCCGUCUGAGUCACGGAAGCUAUCGUUGCAUCGUGCUUGCCUGUCCCCUUCGCGCUCAAAAGUGCUCGCGAGGGCGACGACGACUAGACAGGAGAACCUCCUCUCUCGGCGAGAUCCAUCGCUGAUUCGCUGCCACGUGUCGAGCUCUCGGCGCGAUUCAGCGCAGAAUCGCUGCCACGUGCCGACAUUUCUCAGAGUGCAUUGCACGCCCUCGCGCUGCCAAAGAGGGCUUGCCGUAUUCGCGAGCUUGUCUAGUGCCGCUCAGACGAUCAACGGAGGAGGGAAUGGGAACGGUAUAGGAGAGGGAGGUGGUGGAGGUGGAGGAGGGGGCGGGGAUGGCGUGUACUCUCAAGCCGACUCUGCCGUUCCCUACCAGGACGCGGACGACAGCGCGGAUGACGUCAUCAUUAUUGAUGUCGGGGGAAUGUCCUGUGGAGGCUGCGUUGCUGCAGUGAAGCGUAUUCUGGAAUCACAGCCGUACGUAAGAUCAGCAUCAGUUAAUCUGGCAACGGAGACUGCGGUUGUGAGAGUGGGUGGUGAUGGUGGUUCGAUUGAUACGGCACCGAUGGGAAAUGUGGAACUCGGAGAGGCCCUUGCUGAGCAUCUAACCAAAUGUGGUUUCAAGUCAACCGUGCGAGACUCUGGAAUAAAUAAGACGGGCACAAAUCUCAGCCCUGCAUCUCUGAGAAAGAGACAAGAGCGACUGGCAAAGCUGAAAGACAGUGGUCGCAGAUUAGCUGUGGCAUGGGCCCUUGCGGCAGCAUGCUUGAUGUGUCAUGCUUCACAUCUUGUUCAAGGCCAUUCGCAUCUCUCCCACUGGUUGUCGAUACUUCAUUCCCCCAAGUUCCACAUGGUUCUAUCAGUGGUCUCUAUACUAGGACCGGGCCGUAAGAUUAUGACAGAUGGCUGGACAAGUUUUUGGAAGGGGUCUCCGAACAUGAACACUCUAGUUGCUCUUGGUGCCUGCGCCUCAUUCAGCGUCAGCACACUGGCGGUUCUUCUUCCAAAGCUUGGUUGGCAUUCUUUCUUUGAGGAGCCAGUGAUGCUGCUGGCUUUUGUUCUGCUUGGGAGAGGUUUGGAAGAUAGGGCAAAACUGCAGGCAUCCAGUGACAUGACAGCUCUUCUUGAUCUCUUGCCAUCAACAGCCCGAAUGCUUAAAGAAAUGCAAGACACGUGGACGGGUGCAGAAGCGUGGGACACGGUUAAUGUAUCAACAGCAAGCCUGGCUGUGGGAGAUGCAGUUGUGGUGCUUCCUGGGGAUCGUGUACCCGUGGAUGGCAUUGUGAGAAGCGGGAGGAGCUUAGUGGAUGAGUCCAGCUUGACCGGUGAACCCAUGCCGGUGCUUAAGAAAAUGGGGGAUGAAGUUACUGCAGGGACUGUUAACUGCAAUGGAGCUAUAGCUGUGGAGGCCCGGCGACCUGGUGGCGACACUGUCCUUGGGGAUAUUGUUCGUAUGGUUGAAGAUGCACAGACGCGUGAGGCUCCGGUUCAGCGAUUGGCGGAUAUGAUUGCUGGGAAAUUUUGUUAUGGAGUGAUGGCUGCAUCCGCUGCAACGUUUGCAUUCUGGCAAUGCUUUGGCGCAUCACUCUUUCCACAUGUGAUACCUGCUUCCGGAGGACCUCUUCUCCUAAGCCUGCAACUGGCCUGCAAUGUUCUGGUGGUGGCAUGCCCAUGUGCGUUAGGUCUGGCCACACCAACAGCAGUGCUGGUUGGAACAUCCCUUGGGGCCAGAAGGGGCCUUUUGAUACGGGGGGGGGAUGUGCUCGAAUCCGUCUACGGCGUCGACACCGUUGUGUUUGACAAAACAGGGACGCUGACCGCGGGAAAGGCGGUGGUUACUAAGGUGAUUACACCACCGUCAAUGGUAAAUGGCGGUGACGUGGACUCACAUGCUCCACAGGGGAAUGGCAGAUCAACAUCAGCGCCUUUGUCGCACGAGUGGACGGCCGACGAGGUGCUGGCUGUCGCAGCGGGAGUGGAAAAAACUACGACACACCCAGUCGCCAGAGCAAUAGUCCAGGCAGCAAAAGAUGCAGGAUGUAGACCAGUGAAGGUAGGGUAUGGUGCCAAUGGAGCCUGGAUGUCCUCCCUGGAGGAGCAAACAGGGAAUGGGGAUACCAUUGUAUACGUUGGAGUGGACGGUUCGAUCGUGGGAGCAGUGGCAAUGGCAGAUGAAGUGAGAGAAGGAGCGUCUGCGACGGUGCAAGGGUUAAGGAAGAUGGGACUGGAUGUUAUGAUGCUUUCGGGCGAUCGUAGAAGCGCUGCAGAGGCUGUGGCUUCGAAUGUUGGAAUUGAUCUUGACCAGGUGUACGCUGGUGUAAAGCCACAUGAGAAGGCUGCAUUUAUCAGCAAUUUGAAAAAGGUUGGGAGGAAAGUAGCUAUGGUGGGAGAUGGAGUCAAUGAUGCUGCAGCUCUUGCAUGUUCGGACGUUGGCAUAGCCAUGGUGAGCGGUGUCGGAGCCGCCAGUGAAGUUGCGAAGAUAGUUCUUAUGGGCAACAAGCUCACGCAGGUACUUGAUGCCCUGGUGUUGAGCAAGCUCACAUUCAACAAAAUACAGCAAAAUCUGGUUUGGGCGUUUGCAUACAACAUCGUUGGGAUACCGGUUGCAGCAGGAGCUCUGUUGCCUGCAACAGGUUUGAUGCUCACCCCUUCGGUUUCUGGGGCGUUGAUGGGGAUAAGCUCGCUUGGUGUGAUGUCCAACUCUCUCCUCCUCCAAUUAGAUAACCGAUUGAGAACAGGAAAUGCAGCAAUGUCUUCAAUAGACGCGAUUCAGAUGUUGCCACACGCUGCUGGUAAUGCUGCUGGUCGGAGAAGGAUCGUACCUGUAGAGUCGGCAGAUGAGGAGAAAAACACUGACGAGGCGGACCUUGAGCAAGGACCGAGUGCCGGAACAUCUCCGAUGCUCCCAGGGUCCAAAGCAUUCGGUGGUCGUUCGGCAUAGGGAAAGCGGUGUGUAAUUUGCAGGGCCGGUUGAUGGCAGGAUAGGAAAAGGAAGGGAGGGAGGAGGAAGAGAGAAGGAAAAGCGGUAGGAGAGAAGGAGAGGGGAAACAAAAUAGGAGGGCAAUA
Molecule: messenger RNA, 3570 nt
Organism: Chara braunii
Lineage: Eukaryota; Viridiplantae; Streptophyta; Charophyceae; Charales; Characeae
Source: the annotation of a GenBank genome assembly